This is a messenger RNA of Aureobasidium subglaciale EXF-2481, 1228 nucleotides long. RefSeq lists its product as uncharacterized. The coding region runs from base 243 to 1112 and encodes 289 amino acids. Gene Ontology annotation, biological process: deoxyribonucleotide catabolic process; carbohydrate catabolic process. The record is from RefSeq and is a predicted model, not a curated record. NCBI's taxonomy places the organism in Eukaryota, Fungi, Ascomycota, Dothideomycetes, Dothideales, Saccotheciaceae. The transcript has 2 exons. Gene Ontology annotation, molecular function: deoxyribose-phosphate aldolase activity. Gene Ontology annotation, cellular component: cytoplasm.
CUCCAUCUUCUUCAAGUUCCCGAGUCUCCUUCAUGUGUAGCGCCCAUGUGAUUGGGAUUGUAGCAGCAUGUCAAGCAACUUUCAACAAGUAGCUCAAACACGGCAUGACUGGAUCGAUCGGGCGUAGCACAUGCAGAAUGACUAGCGCAGUCGCAUCGCAUCCGCAUGGGCGGCUACAUGAGAGAAAAGGAGACGACCACCACAACUGACUCUCUCUCUCGCUCUCUCCCAGCACCACAAGGAUGACUACGACUAGAUAUACUGCUUCAGAAUGGCGCGCCAUCAUCUCCGACGUUGCGCGCGAGCUCGAAGUGUAUGAGCAAGACUAUUGUACUGAUGUUGACAAUUUCGACAUUGCACGCACCAUCGACCAUACCCUGUUGAAACUGGAUGCGACACCCAAGCAGAUGGACGAAUUAUGCGCCGAAGCCAGAGUCGCUAACUUUGCUAGUGUUUGCGUCCGACCCAACUUUGUCGCCCAAGCCCAUGCCAACCUCAAAGGCAGCAAAGUCUUGAUCGCCAGCGUCAUCGGCUUCCACCAAGGCACUCAAGACACAUAUUACAAAUUGCAAGAGACCCGCAUGGCCCUGGCUGCCGGCGCCGACGAACUCGACGUAGUCAUAAACUGGCCCCAAUUGAAGCAACAAGAAUACAGCGAAAUCUACCACGAACUCGCCCUCCUCCGAUCUAUGGCUCCACAACCGACCACGCUCAAACUCAUCUUCGAAACUUCGCAACUCACUUCUAGAGACAUCGUUGCUGCUUGCACUGUUGCUUCGGCUGCCAACUUUGACUUUGUCAAGACUUCGACGGGCUUUUUGGGACAUGGCGCAAAGGUCGAGCAUGUCAGGCUCAUGCGCGCUGCUUGCGACUACUUGGCCGACAGACGUACGGAUGGUCAUAGGAUGAAAGUAAAAGCCAGUGGAGGUGUCAGGACAGUCGAAGAUGCAACCAUCAUGCUGAAGGCUGGUGCCGCCAGGUUAGGUACAAGUGGUGGUGUGUGGAUCAUCAAAGAGAGCAAGGAGCAAGGGGUCAGGAAGUCGAGUCCUGUGCAAAGUGAGAGACGGGACUCAAGACCGAGUCUAUCCACCAGACUGUUUACGGACUAUUGAGUCUUGAUUGGCCUUGGAACCGUCCGACAUUGGCUACUGUGUAGCUGACGGUGGUCAGAUCAUUGGUGAUAUACGGCACUGGCAGUGAUAAGUUACUCUCGAUACGAAAUUACGAC